Molecule: messenger RNA, 7280 nt
Organism: Ruditapes philippinarum (Manila clam)
Lineage: Eukaryota; Metazoa; Mollusca; Bivalvia; Venerida; Veneridae
Product: activating signal cointegrator 1 complex subunit 3-like
Exons: 44
Coding region: 110-6715 (2201 amino acids)
Molecular function (GO): ATP binding; ATP hydrolysis activity; nucleic acid binding
Source: RefSeq, a predicted model, not a curated record
ACCCACCAAUCAUUUAUCAAAGGGCAUGUAACUCUCAUGAUAUUGCGCAAACCGGCUGUCUGUUAUGACAUUUUAUUAAAACUCGCCGAUUCUAGUGUGUCAGUAAAGAAUGAGUGAGCUUCCAAGACUUACUGGUGCUCUCAGAGCCUUCACAGGUCUGUCUGGAACUUCCCUAUCUGAGUCUUUUCAAGAUGAAGAGUUGCUUAAGAAGAGACAAUUUAUGACAAAGAAAAAAACAUCUGUUGAAGGUUCAGGAUGGCAAAAGCUUACUGAAAAAAUAAGAGAGAAAAGUUCAGCAUCUAAAGAUGAGAUUGCUGGAUGGUUUAAAGAGCUUCUACAUGAUGCAAAUCAGAUAGUUGGAGAUACUGCGGAUGAAGAAAUCAUUGAAAGUGCUGCAGUUUAUCUGUUCUCCGUGUUUAAAACUGCCGAUAAGGUAACUCAGAAACAAACAAACACAUUAAAAAGUGUUUUUGGCCCUUUUCCUGCAUCUGUAGUGACAAAAACCUGUACUGUAGUAAAUAAGAUCACAUCUACAUUACCUGAUGAUGUCAUACAGUUGCUUGGCAACCAGGUACGAGAAGAAGCAGACGGCGAGGCAACUGUCACUGAAUUCGGAAAAUCACUGAAAUUCAUCUAUCAGAAACCCAUCAUUAAAGAUGGAGAAAUAUCGAGCUCUGAUUCGGAAGAGGAAGACAGGCAGAUGGAAGUAGAUUUGAAUUAUAGGAAAAGCACACAGACUUCUAGUGGUAAACAGGAAGUGAAAAAAGAAAGUGGCCCGAAUAUAGAUGCAGAAUGGCUGCAGCAGGAAGUAGCAAAGUAUUAUGGGGGAAGUGAUUCUACAGCUUUAGGAAUGAGUUUGGAAGAUUUUGCUGCCACUAUAUUUGAUGUUUUGUGUUCUCCAAAGUCGGAUUCAGAGCUACAGAAUGAUUUAUUUGAACUUCUUGGAUUUGAGCGUUUUGAGCUGAUACAAAGUCUACUUGGUAACAGAGAGAAACUUCUGUACAGUGCUACACAGGAACCUGAAACUAAGAAAUCUAAUUUGUCAAAAAAUGAUUUCCUUUUUUCAGGAACUAAGACUGAAGGUUCAAGUAAACCUGGCUAUGGAUGUCAAGUCACUAUACAGUCUGAGGAAGAGAAGGCCAUGUUGAAAAAAAUACGUAAAGAGGAGAAGAAGAUGGAUAAACGUGGUAAUGUUCGUGGUGAAGAUAUGGAUGAUAUUGGUGGAUUUAAUCCUGCAGAGCUACGUGCACAGAGAGAGGCAGCAUUACUGUAUGCUAAGUCAGCACCAAUGUUCAGUGGGAAAUCAAGUCAUACCACCAGGGAACGUUACCCAUACGUGUUUGAUAAAAUGGAGGAGGCAAGAAUUUCAUCAGCCUUUAUUGGCGGUGUGAAGAUGCAUUUACCAGACACUAUAUCACGUAACAAUAACAAGGUGUAUGAGGAAGUGAACAUACCUCAUAGUGAUGCUGCACCGACCCAUGUCGGAGAUAAACGUGUUACUAUAGAUACACUAGAUGAGAUUGCUAGAAUGGCCUUCAAAAAUACUAAGUCCCUGAAUAGGAUCCAGUCAGUGGUAUUUGAGACAGCCUAUAAAACAAAUGAGAAUCUGUUGAUAUGUGCACCAACAGGGGCGGGUAAAACCAACAUUGCUAUGUUGACUAUACUACAUGAGAUGACACAACAUAUCUCCCAGGGUGUCAUCAAGAAAGAUGACUUUAAGAUAAUCUAUGUGGCUCCAAUGAAGGCUCUGGCUGCUGAGAUGGUUCGGAACUUUGGGAGCAGACUUGAACCUCUAGGUAUCUCUGUGAGAGAGCUUACUGGUGACAUGUCUCUCACCAAAUCUGAAAUCAUGAAAACACAGAUGAUGGUAACAACACCAGAGAAGUGGGACGUGGUGACCAGAAAAAGUACCGGGGAUGUAGCAUUAGCUCAGCUGGUUAAGUUGUUGAUCAUAGAUGAAGUGCACUUACUACACGAUGACAGAGGUUCUGUUAUAGAAAGUCUGGUGGCUCGUACACUAAGACAGGUUGAGACAUCACAAAGUAUGAUCAGAAUUGUGGGCCUGUCAGCUACCCUGCCUAACUAUAUAGAUGUUGCAAGAUUCCUCCAUGUCAACCCUUAUCUAGGUCUGUUCUUCUUUGAUGGCAGAUUCCGACCAGUUCCUCUUGGAAUGACAUUUAUAGGAAUAAAAGCGUUGAACCGUGUUCAGCAGAUGCAGGACUUUAACUUGGUUUGCUAUGAGAAAGUAUUGUACCAGGUAAAGCGUGGCUACCAGGUGAUGGUGUUUGUUCACGCACGUAACGAGACUGUACGAACAGCAUCCGUGUUGCGAGAUCACGCCAAGAAUAAUGGAGAUAUCAACCUGUUUUACCCUGAACAAUCAGCCUCAUAUGGAGAUGCUCUUAAAAAUAUAAUGAAGUCUAGGAACAAGCAGAUGAAGGAGUUAUUUACGGACGGUUUCAGCACUCACCAUGCUGGUAUGUUACGUCAGGAUCGUAAUCUUGUAGAGAAAUACUUCGCUGCGGGACAUAUCAAGGUGCUCGUGUGUACAGCUACACUGGCAUGGGGCGUGAAUCUUCCAGCCCAUGCUGUUGUCAUUAAGGGCACCCAGAUAUAUGAUGCCAAGAAGGGAUCAUUUGUUGAUCUAGGUAUCCUAGACGUGAUGCAGAUAUUUGGACGUGCCGGACGACCCCAGUUUGACACAUUUGGUCACGGUACUAUAAUCACCACCCACGACAAACUGUCACACUAUCUCUCUCUGAUGACAAGACAGAAUCCAAUAGAAAGUCAGUUUGUUAACAGCCUAACAGACAACCUGAAUGCUGAGAUUGCGCUGGGUACAGUAACAAAUGUCGAGGAAGCUGUGAAAUGGUUAAGUUAUACGUACCUGUAUGUACGUCUCACCUGUAACCCUCUAGUGUACGGUGUCCCAUAUGCAAGUGUGGAGGAGGACCCGACUCUGACUCAGUACCGGACAGAAUUGAUCAUAGAUGCAGGCAGAAAACUAGACAAGGCUCGUAUGGUAAGGUUUGAUGAAAGGACAGGGUACUUUGCUUCUACAGAUCAGGGAAGAAUUGCCAGUCAUUUCUACAUCAAAUAUGAUACAGUGGAGGUAAUAAAUGAGUACUUGAAAACUGUGAUGACCGAGGCAGACAUUUUUGCUCUAGUCUCAAAGUCUCAGGAAUUUGAUCAGAUAAAGGUUCGUGAUGAAGAAAUGGAAGAGCUAGAGAAGUUAUUACAUGAUACAUGUGAGAUGCAGGUUCCUGGUGGUGUAGAGAACUCCUAUGGUAAAGUGAACAUUCUACUGCAGAGUUUUGUAUCCCGUCAAUAUCUUGACAGUUUCUCUCUGGUUUCUGACCAAUCUUAUGUUGCUCAGAAUGCAGCAAGAAUCACUAGGUCUUUAUUUGAGAUCUGCCUGAAGAAGGGGUGGCCAAUCAUGGCCAGUCGUCUACUCAACUUAAGCAAGACCAUAGACAAAAAGAUCUGGGGUUUCGAGACUCCCCUCAGACAGUUUUCUAUUCUCCCUCAAGAAAUAAUCAGCAAGCUAGAGGCAAGGAAUCUCAAAGUAGAUAAACUAAGGGAAAUGGAUGCAAAAGAGAUUGGUCACAUGGUACAUCAUAUAAAGAUGGGAAGUACAAUAAAGAAGUGUGUACACCAGCUACCAUUGGUUGAUUUAGAAGCUACAAUUCAGCCAAUCACACGCACUGUACUCAGAGUGAGGCUCACUAUCACACCCAUGUUUAAAUGGGAUGAUAAGGUGCAUGGUACAGCAGCAGAAUCUUUCUGGAUCUGGGUAGAAGACCCUGAUAACAAUCACAUCUACCACUCAGAGUAUUUCUUGCUACACAAGAAACAGAUGUACAGUAAGGAGCCACAGACUCUUGUGUUCACUAUACCAAUAUUUGAGCCGUUACCUACGCAGUAUUACGUGAAGGCAAUAUCUGACCGAUGGCUGGGUAGUGAAACAAUGUGUGCCAUAUCCUUCCAGCAUCUUAUCCUACCAGAGAGACACCCUCCUCAUACAGAGUUAUUAGAUUUACAACCGCUACCAGUGACGGCUUUAAUGAACCCGAUGUUGGAGACACUGUAUAAAUUCAGUCAUUUUAACCCGAUACAGACCCAGUUAUUUCACGUCCUGUACCAUUCUGAUCACAACGUUCUCCUUGGUGCUCCUACAGGGUCCGGUAAAACUAUAGCUGCUGAGUUAGCUAUUUUUAGGGUGUUUAGGGAACGACCAAAUAACAAGGCUGUGUAUAUUGCUCCAUUGAAAGCUCUUGUACGAGAGAGAAUGGAAGACUGGAGAGUCAGGAUUGAACAGAAGCUUGGAAAAAAGGUGGUAGAGUUGACAGGUGAUGUGACACCAGAUAUGAGGGCUAUAGCUAAAGCUGAUCUUAUAGUGACAACACCAGAGAAAUGGGAUGGUGUGUCCAGAAGUUGGCAGACAAGAAACUAUGUGAAAGCCGUCUCUCUUAUUGUGAUAGAUGAAAUUCAUCUUCUAGGAAAUGACAGAGGGCCUGUUUUAGAGGUGAUUGUCUCAAGAACCAACUUUAUCUCUUCACAUACAGAGAAGAAAGUGAGAGUUGUAGGUUUGUCUACUGCUCUAGCUAAUGCCAGGGAUCUAGCUGACUGGCUGGCUAUAGGACAGGUUGGUUUGUACAAUUUCCGUCCAUCUGUGCGUCCAGUUCCAUUAGAGGUACAUAUACAUGGUUUCCCCGGACAGCAUUAUUGUCCAAGGAUGGCUACCAUGAAUAAACCUACAUUUCAAGCGAUCAAAUCUCACUCACCCAGUAAACCAGUCCUGAUCUUUGUAUCGUCACGACGACAGACCAGACUUACAGCCCUCGAUCUAAUCGCAUUUCUUGCGGGAGAAGACAAUCCUAAACAAUGGUUACACAUGCCAGAGAACGAGAAUGAGAACAUUAUAAGUGGAGUUAAAGACACCAAUCUCAAGUUAACUCUGGCCUUUGGUAUAGGUAUUCAUCAUGCUGGACUGGUAGAGAGAGAUAGGAAAAUCACAGAGGAGCUCUUUGUCAACUCGAAAAUUCAGGUGCUUAUUGCUACCAGUACACUGGCAUGGGGUGUGAAUUUCCCAGCUCAUCUGGUGGUAGUCAAGGGUACAGAGUUUUAUGAUGGCAAGACAAGGAGAUAUGUUGACUUCCCUAUAACAGAUGUAUUACAGAUGAUGGGUCGGGCAGGUCGGCCACAGUUUGAUGACCAAGGGAAAGCUGUUAUACUGGUGCAUGACAUAAAGAAACAUUUCUACAAGAAGUUUCUCUAUGAACCUUUCCCUGUGGAAUCUAAUUUACUAGAAGUAUUGCCAGACCAUCUGAAUGCUGAGAUAGUAGCCGGAACAAUUACCUCUAAACAAGAUGCCAUGGACUACAUCACCUGGACCUACUUCUUCCGCAGACUCGUCAUGAACCCAAGUUUCUACAACCUAGAUGACACAGAUCAUAAUAGUAUUAACAGGUUCCUGUCAGGACUGGUGGAGAAAGCCUUGUUUGAGUUAGAAAGCUCUUACUGUUUAGAAAUUGAUGAGGAUGGCUGUACAGUACUUCCACAGACACUGGGUAGAAUUGCUUCCUAUUACUAUCUCACACAUGUCACAAUGCGAAUGUUUCAAAGUGAGCUUCAGAGUGAUUCGUCUAUACCAGAUCUGAUAGAAACACUAGCGAAUGCAUCAGAAUAUGCAGAGCUUCCUGUAAGACACAAUGAAGAUCAGAUAAAUAGUGAUUUAUCAAAGCAAGUGCCACUUGAUGUGAAUCCACAUACAAUGGACUCUGCUCACACGAAGGCAAACAUAUUGUUACAGUGUCACUUUGGUCAGAUACCCCUCCCGUCUACUGACUACAACACUGAUACAAAAUCUGUGUUAGAUCAGGCAAUAAGAAUCUGUCAGGCAAUGCUGGACGUAGCAGCAGACCAGGGUUGGUUGGUGGCAUCGCUUGGUAUCACACAGCUGGUACAAAUGUUGGUUCAAGGUCGCUGGUGGCACGACUCCUCGUUACUCACCCUUCCUAAUGUUACACCAUAUCAUAUCUACUGCUUUAAAACUAAGAAGGGAGGUAAGGAAGGCACACACCGUAUAGAAACAUUACCAGAGUUGAUGACAGUAUGUGAUGGACAUUAUAAUGUUCUGUAUGACAUGUUACAAGAUGAGAUGGACAAACAACAUAUAGAUCAGAUAUUCCAAGUAUUGUCAAAGUUACCACAGAUAGAGAUGAUGUUUACAGUGAAGGGUUGGUGGGAAGGUGGUGAUGGUAAACAAGAACAGAGAGCCAUAGAUACUUCUAGUCAAGGAGGAAGAGUAUCUGACAGACAGUGGGUACAAGUACAUGCGGACCAGGAAUAUGUUUUACAAAUACAACUUAACAGAAUCAAUAAAAUGAAGAAGACAGACAGGAAGGCAUACACUCCACGGUUUCCAAAACCCAAAGAUGAGGGCUGGUUCCUGAUCAUUGGUAAUGUGGAUGCUAGAGAUCUGGUAGCAUUGAAACGUGUGCCUUGUAUCAGAGGUAAAUCAGAUGUGCAGGUAUCGGUGUACAUGCCAGAGACUACAGGUCGGGUGAUAUAUACAGCAUAUCUGAUGAGUGACUCAUACCUUGGUCUCGACCAACAAUACGACCUUCACUUUGAUGUUAUACAACAGAGCAUAGAGGCUCAAGUUAAUACUGAGCUGAUUGACGAGCUUGACGGUCUUGACUUCAACUCUUGAAACCGGCCAUAUAUUUAGAGAGCUAAAAAUAGGAGUUGAACUUGACUGUGAUUGCACAAUAAUUUAGGGAAAAAUUUAAAAAAGUGUUUAAGGUUCGAAAUUACAUAUAAGAAAAAAAAAAUCUAUGAUGGUGUUUGAUAAUAUGAAAAUUCAGAUUCAUUAUAACAACAGAGUAAUUGAUUUUCGGAAAUAAUUAUUACUUUUAGUGACUUUAUGCAAUUUUUAUGUGACUAGCUUUUAUUAGAAAAAAAGAGAUGUAAAUAGUGGUAUAACAUGCUUGAAAAAGAUGAGAUCUGGAACUCAGUGAGUUUUUCCACAAUACAAACAAACUUUUACCAUUGUAGCUACACGGUUCAAGACUGGUCACAAUAGAAUUGACAACCUGUUGUGCUUAUUUACAAAGCUGUAACUGUAAAAGUAUGUUUCUACCCAUGAAUAAGCUGGGGGGGGGGGAAUCUUCAUUCAGAAGUAAGUCUAUUAGCAUAAUAAUAAAAUUUUUAAUUAUUUUUGAUAAUACCAUGGUUAAAUUUUGUUUCAUGAAAGUAUUUUGUUAAAAGUUGUUUAA